UAGGUAACCGAGUAACGCAAACUUACACAAAGGGAAAAGUUUAACAGCGUGUUUUUGUGUGUGUACUUCGGUCAGACUUCUUUAGGACACUGUUUCGGUACACUUUGCAAUCCUACAAUGCAUUGCGCUUGAUAUUAUCAGUGGAACGCGUUUUAAUCUUAUCGAACAACCAUGUGACUUCAUAAAGUAGUCUGAUUUUCGUGUUUUGUUUUUUUUUUAAAAUAACGUGUCCUAGCCUGACACAAAUUUUAUAGUUCGUGCAGAAACAACACGUCUGAAACUUGAAUUGUGUAUCCAGGUUUGGAUCCAUUUUAACGUUUAUCCGUUAAAUGACGACACAUGACAGUGACACAUGCUCUUAGACCUUAACAACGCAAUCGAAAACGACCAAAAAAAAAAAAAAAAGCUUCUCUCUGGAGAAUACGAGAGAAAUCAUACAAGUAAACUACGGACAUGUUGUAGUUUUUGUAAUGGAAUUGUGUUUGCCCCUAUUCGUUUUGCUUGUAGUUUAAAGUUUGUGAUUUGAGAUUUGUGGCGUGCGUUUUUUUAAGAACAAGACGACACACUCGCGAGCUGGUUACGUCAAGAAAUCCGUGGAAGGUCCUCGUGCUCUCGGGGGUGUCGAGUACGCAAGGAUACAAGUAGUUUUAGUCCAUUGUCUAACUAGCAUAAAAGGAGGUCGAACCUAGCAUAAAACACAGUGGCUAAACUAUUCGAAACGAGCCUUUAAAACAACCCACCCGUAAAUAUUUAAUUAAAAAAACACCUGAAAAAAAGAUUACGAUGUCGUCCCAACGAAGAAAGUCCGAAAAUGUGAGAAAGAAAGUGACCAAGUCUGAGGACAACAUGUUACUUUCUGGAUUGUCACUCAACGUUGCCCACAUGGACAUCAAUCAGAAGACUUUGGAUAAGUGCAAGGACCUCACCGCCACCGAUUUAACAGAGACAUUGCUGCAGCAGUCGAGAACAAAAGAACAAACCAAUCUGAUCUGUGUUCUAAAGGACAGGUCAGAUGAACUGUUCAAGCAAUGCCAAAGCCUGCAGCAGGUCAAGGCCCAAUUGGAGAAGCAACUUGAGAGCUGUCAGAAAGAAGUUGUACAAAAGCAGCAGAGAGUGGAACUAGUGGAAAAAAGAUUUCUUGAUUUAGAUGCCAACAGCCGAGCGAUUAUCGUGUUCAUGGAAGAGUACAAGCAUCAGAAUGCGCAGCUGAAGCAGGAAAACAAGCGCCUGCAGACAGAAAAUGACACGCUUUUCUCCCAAAAGUUACAUGACAAAGAGGUGGCCGUUCAAAAGCUGACAAAGGAAAUCAAGGUUUUGACAGAAGAACUCACGACUAAGGAGAGUGCAUAUCAGGAGAAAAUCGCCCAAAGUGAAUCAACAUCGUCAAAACAAUCGAAAGAGCGUCAAGAGACAGAGGCAUCGUUACUUGAACAAUUGAGCAAAUCUCAGCAGCAGCAUGAGUUCGCAGAACAAAUGUGGAAAUCUGUCAAACUGAAACUUCUAAAAGCCGAGGAGCAGCACGCGUUGAAGGAAGCCACGAUGAGCAAAAGCAUUACAAAUCUCACCAAAGAGAGAGACAAACUGCUGCGUACCUCUGUGGAACAAGAGAAUGCCUUACAGGAGAAACUAGAAGAACUCCGGCUUCUGGAACAGCAAUAUAAAGAGCUGAAGAGAGCCCAGACAAAAGCAGAGGAAAGGUUUAAACAGGAAGUACAGGCAGUUAACGCAGAUAAACGAGUCAAGUCGCUCAAGUCUGCCCUGGAAGAAGCCAGGACAAACUACGAGAAGCUUAAAAAGGAUUUUGAGGCAUUCAAAGAUCACAGCAACAGUCUCCUUACUAAGGAAAGGGAGCUAAAUAAGAUACUGCGACACUUGAGGAGCUAAACUGUCAGGAUUUUGAAAAUCGCUCCCCCGCCAAUUAAUAGUGCACAAAAAAAAAAAAAAGACCGAGAAUGAGCAUUGCUGUAUCACAAUGUCAUUUUAAUCUCAUUUGAAGCUUUCCAGAGCAAUACAAGCAAAGCACAACAUACUUAGCGUGACAGGUCAGAAGUUGCUGAAAUAGAAAUUAUACUGUACAAA
Hippocampus comes (tiger tail seahorse) is the source of this 2079-nucleotide messenger RNA. Its product is annotated as coiled-coil domain-containing protein 89. The coding region runs from base 784 to 1884 and encodes 366 amino acids. The record is from RefSeq and is a predicted model, not a curated record. Lineage: Eukaryota; Metazoa; Chordata; Actinopteri; Syngnathiformes; Syngnathidae. The transcript has 7 exons.